CCACGGCAUAGUCCAUUCAAUGCGCAAUACAGCAUUAGGUUGCAUACAAUUCUUCUGAAGCUAUGACAGAUUGAAAAAAUUAUAUUGAUUUUUGAUUAUACCAUUUUUAAUUGAUUAAAAUUGUUUAUUUUUUUGUAAUGUUAACUGAUAACAAAUGUAUACAAAUACUAUUUAAGCUUAAGAACACUUGAAAUAAAUAUUAGUUGAAGUUUACAUUUACAAAUCUGAAGUUGAAAUCAUCUCAGAUCUCGCUUAAGAUGAAUUGCCAUCUCAUCAGUGCAAUACUUUGCUUGAUAAACAUAGCACUGUUAAGUUGUGUGUGCGGUAAGGCCAUUCAGGAGAGUUUGCAAUCUGAAGAGUUAAAUAAAACACAAUCAAAAGGAUAUAAAUGGGUGUCUCUAAAAUCUGGGGAUAUACUGCCUGAAAAUAUCGUUCUUAUUCAACAUUCGGGAAACAGAUACGUUGGAAGAGCUAGACAUUUUGAUGAAAUUCUUCCAGCCGAAAUCACCGCUGACGGAUCGGCAUUCAUAUCAUCUUGCCACAAGGAAAUACAAAAAGAUCAAUUUGAAAUACUUACAACAUCAGAUGGAUGUGAAUGGAAAUCAUACAAUUCGUAUGGUGACUUAGAAGAAACUAUACUACGUGUUGGAAAUGCUUGGAAUGGUGAACCCAUUUACAUCGCCAAAGCAAUUAAAGGAAAAUUGUUAAAAAUUCAAAAAGAAAAUAUGAGUUUGGUCGAGGCUAAUGCCUCCGAAGGAAGAAGGAAGAAAAAACUUGAUGUCGUCAACGCGAUUCUAUUUCUGAUUAAAAAAUUCGAAAAAACUUUCAGUGGUUACACCGGUAAGGAAGAAAACAAUAAAGAACAACCAGAUACCGAAUCUUUAGAAGAAUCCAAUGACGCAGACAAAGCAUUUCUACUGUCUAUUCUACCUGAUUUUAAAAACCUCGACGAUGAUGAAAAACUUGAGUUUCGAUUACAUACGCUUCAGUUUUUUAAAAAUAUUCGCAAUGGAAAUAAACAACAAUUAGUUGAACCUCAUCCUCAACCAUACUUUGGAAUGCAAUCCCCAAAUCAUCCAAUGCUGUCGCAAUAUUUUUUGAAUUAUCAUUCACAACAAUCAAUGUUUCCAUCUGGAAAUAUACCCUCAUAUGCUGGGAAUCAACAUCCAUUAUUUACACCAACAGCCCAAGACCAAAGUUAUCUAUUUGGAAGACAAGAACCAAUUUUUUGUGAUAGUCUAUCAAAACCAAAACAUUUGGAUGAUUAUUUGUUAGAUUUGAAAUAGAAUUCCAAAUAAAUGAAGGCAAGAAGUUAAAUUUAAUGUAAGAAGUAAAAUAAAUUAUAAAAACAUACAACAUA
Messenger RNA from Episyrphus balteatus (marmalade hoverfly), 1360 nucleotides. RefSeq lists its product as uncharacterized. Gene Ontology annotation, molecular function: DNA binding. The record is from RefSeq and is a predicted model, not a curated record. The coding region runs from base 258 to 1286 and encodes 342 amino acids. The transcript has 4 exons. Lineage: Eukaryota; Metazoa; Arthropoda; Insecta; Diptera; Syrphidae.